Molecule: messenger RNA, 1560 nt
Organism: Penicillium malachiteum
Lineage: Eukaryota; Fungi; Ascomycota; Eurotiomycetes; Eurotiales; Aspergillaceae
Product: monooxygenase
Exons: 1
Coding region: 1-1560 (519 amino acids)
Molecular function (GO): FAD binding
Source: RefSeq, a predicted model, not a curated record
AUGAAAACAAACUACGAUGUCAUCAUUUCAGGAGCUGGUCCUGUAGGCCUCAUGCUCGCCACCGAACUCCAGCUACACGGUGCCAAUGUCUUAGUUCUGGAGAAAAGAGUCUCUCCUGAUACGAGUGUGAAAGCAGGUGGUAUCAACACCGCCUCCGUCGAGGCACUUGAGCGCCGCGGUCUUCUACCUGCUAUCCACGCCGCAAGGGGACCACUAUUCAUGUCUGCCUCUAAGGAGUCUGGUGGUAGGAAGUCUGUUUAUGCGGGCUCUGUGGGUCAUUUUGGAGGAAUUAAUGUCCCUGCAGGGCCUGUUGAUAAGACAGAUCCUUUGUUGAAAGGAAGAGGAAAAGAUGGAUGGUAUCUGAUGAUACCUCAGGUUGAGUUGGAGAAAGUAUUGUUUUCCAGAGCACUGGAGUUGGGUGUUACUAUCUGGCGAGGUGUGACAGUUCAAGCAUUCCAGGAGAAUGAAUCGGAUGUGGCUGUGCAGAUUGCUGGAGAAGGAGAAUCACGUGGAGAAGAAGUGCAGGUGCGUGGGAAAUGGCUUGUUGGGUGUGAUGGAGGACAUAGUCUUGUGCGUCGCCUAGCAGGAUUUGAGUUCCUGGGAACGGAUCCCAAGAUUACGGGUCGUGCAGCUACAGUUGAGAUUGAAGGUGGAGAGGAUCUCCGCGCAGGUUGGCAAUAUACAUCGACUGGAGUUUAUGUAUAUGGAGCAAUGCCAGGUCGAGUACGCACUGUGGAAUUUGAUGGACCACCCGCGGACAAAAAUUCCCCUGUCACAGCCGAGGAGAUGGAGAGCAGUCUGCGACGUGUUAGUGGUGUGGACACGAUUCGGAUUACGGGGAUCAACGCUGGAACUCGGUUCACCGACAAUGCGCGACAGGCGAACACGUAUCAGCGCGGACGAGUAUUUCUCUGUGGUGAUGCGGCACAUGUACAUUCCCCUUUUAGCGGUCAAGGGUUGAAUCUGGGUAUUGGGGAUGCUGUUAAUUUGGGAUGGAAGCUUGCAGCCGUGGCUUGUGGACGAGCAUCCGAGGACCUGCUUGAGACAUAUACUCGCGAGCGACAUCCUAUUGGGACUCGUGUCCUGGACUGGACAAGAGCCCAGGUUGCUGUCAUGCGUGGUGACCCUGACGGAUGUGCAAUGAGGGGUGUUAUGACGGAUUUGUUAGGCACAGGGGACGGAGCAACUCAUUAUGUAAAGCAGAUCUCUGGGCUAUGGCAGCGGUACGAUUUCGGUGAUGAGCAGCCACUGGUUGGGAUGACGAUGCCUGAUAUCCAGUUGGCAGAUGGGUCUCGUCUUGUCAACCAUUUCCACAAGGGACAUGCUGUACUCAUGGAUCUUGCCCAGCAUGAUGGAGUCGCAGCCCUGGCCAAAGAGUUUGGUGGACGUUUGAAAUUGGUUCGAGGGACCUCUGUCGAAAAUCCUGGGAUCGACGGGCUAUUUAUACGCCCUGACGGUGUUGUUGCAUGGGCAGCCAAGGAGGGCUCCUGUGAUAUCAAGAGGUUAAAAACCGCAAUGGCUUGUUGGUUGCGAAAUGAUAACCUGGUUACUUCUAAGUGA